Ictalurus punctatus (channel catfish) is the source of this 3592-nucleotide messenger RNA. RefSeq names its product transmembrane protein 74B (gene tmem74b). The record is from RefSeq and is a predicted model, not a curated record. Bases 391 to 1062 code for a protein of 223 amino acids. The transcript is spliced from 2 exons. NCBI's taxonomy places the organism in Eukaryota, Metazoa, Chordata, Actinopteri, Siluriformes, Ictaluridae.
ACAGUACUCAGGAAUUUGAUAUUAUAGAAAGAAAUGCAAACACCAAGCAUCCCGGACCCCCUCUUUGUUUCCACGCAUUUGGUUGAGACCGAAGGGCGUAACGCGUCCUUAACGGCACCGCCGACCCGUGCUCAGAAUUAUAGCUUACGUCGAAAUUGCUAUGUGUGUAGUUGUAGUUUUUAAUGAACUAAUGUGUCACCUUUUUAACGUAUACUGUCUAAAAAGCGCCCAUUUAAUAUGUUGGUUCACGCACGGUCACUUCUUUUCUGAGGACUACCUCGCAACACGGAGCAUUUUUUAACAAUGCUAUGUGAUUGGCGCUCAUCAGGACCUGAAGCCACAACAAAAAGCCCUUUGUUUAAUCACCAUGAGCAUACAAACUGAGUGUGGAUGGAGUGUGUGAAUUGUGUGGAGCUCCAUGAGCUCAGGCCCUCGAGACAUGGCAUCGAAAACACUUCCUUCUGUGAUGAGGAAGAGGAAGCCCAUAUAUGUGUUGUUAAUUCCAGAACAGAACAGAGUCGGCAUUUUCCCUCUCACAGUGGAGUUGGAAUUAAUCCUCAGAUUCUUCAAGGAGAUGUUCACUCAGACGAAGAACAAGGACCAGUGUAUGAAGAAUGUUCUGUGGAUUACAGCUUCAUGCUGGCUUUGGUAUUCCUUGUCAGUGGAAUUGCUUUAGUCAUCAUUGCCUACUCCAUACCAAGGGAGGCUCGAAUCAGUCCAGACCAGGUUACAGCACGCCAGAUGGAAAAGUUGGAGAUGUACUACGCACAGCUCGGUGCUCACCUUGAUAAGUGCAUCAUUGCUGGACUUGGCUUACUUACUCUGGGUGGGAUGCUCUUGUCCAUUCUGUUAAUGGUUUCUAUAUGCAAAGGUGAGCUUUAUCACCGCAGAAGUUUCACCAUCUUAAGGAGACCUAUGAAGUCGUAUGGCUCCAUAAACAUGACAAUGGGACAGUUAGCAUCUGGAAAUGGAAGAGAACCUAUCGUGGAGUGUGAUUCAAGCACAGACACUCAUGAUGCACUGAGUGCUGAAGGAAUACAACAUCUAAGACAAUCUCAGUAGCACAAGCUUACAGUGCCUGCCUCUCAAAUAGCCCAAAUGCCUCCUUACUUCCUAUAGACUGUAAGUACACUAUGAACAUAUACAUGAAGAGACACUUUAUGAUAUAAAAGGUACCAAAUAUUGGCUUCUGCAUUCUACAUAGUGAUGGGUUUAAGGUACUUUUGAAUCUUAGCUGGAACAAUAUAACAUUACCCUGGAAGAGAAUACAAGAACACUGAAUAAAUGAAACAGCUCAGGAGUUCCAGGAUAGUGAUGAAUGAAUAUUGGUAUGUAGAUGUCUUCAGGGCAGGAUUACUAUCAAAUAUGUGAAGUUUGGUGAAGAUUGAAUAUUGUCUGAGUUAGUGUAAAACAUGCCAGACCAUGUUGGCAGCAGGUGGCGUAUACCAGGAGAUUAGUUUUUCCCUUCUUCUAAGACACAAAAUUCAGCAUACGAAAGUCUUAAAGAUAAUUAGUAAAUAAUUUGAAAUAGGUUUGUUAAAUUUGAUACAAGACUAAACUCUGCAUUGCUGUGGUCCUAAAAGACAGCAGUCUGAUACUCCUUGCUUACAACAUUUCCUGAAACCAUUAUAUUCUAUGGAUUAUGUGUGAAUUAGGAUAGACAUGCUUAUUUAUUAUUUGUGGGGUUUAAAUUGUUGUAGUGAAGCCUUUUAAUAUAUACAGCAGUGCAUAUGAAUGUAACCAGUUGGCGCUUUUGCAUUAUAUAGUGUCUUAUACACAGAUUUUAUAUGUAGGAAAUACAUAAAUGACUUGAAAACAUAGUAUAUUCUAUAAAACUAUUAUCACAAAAGUCACAAUAUCCACACUUAUUAUACAAGCAGGGUUUUCCCUACCAUAGAAAGGCUAGCAAUGCCUGUGUUUUUGCCAAACGCCUUAAGCAGAAUGAAAGUAAAAUGGCAUUUAGGCAACAUAUCAGAAUGGAUGUUAAAACAACGUGAGGGUUCUAUGCAGUGGCAAAAUAAAUAUUUAAAAACAGAGAGGUGGCUUGAACUCAAACGGAAAGGUAAGCUGGCAAAAGGAAUGAGCAAUCGGUGUUUGGACAAACAUUUGUGUAAUUGGUGUGUGACAGAUGUUCAUCACCAAGCUAAUCAAACAGCUGAUUGGAUAUUUCUCGGUACUGUCACCUUGGGAUGGUAGUUACAAUUAUCGACUAAGCAAGUUGCAAACCAUCAAUAAGGUAAACUUCAUCAAAGGAUAAGUGAAGGAGUAAUUCUUGUGUAUGCGAUAGCAAUAUUGCACUAGUGAUAGCAGAAAGAGCAUAGCAAAAGAUAUAACUAAUGUUAUAAAUACAACUAAAACUGCUAACCUAGCUAACUUGCAUAGAUACUCAUGUACUGAAUUAAGUUAGCCUGCAAAGCUAGUUAGUUGAUGUUAGAUAAAAAUAGACUGAACUAACGUUGGUAUCUAAUGUGGCUUGAUAGCUUAGGGUGACCAUAUUCCAAAAAGAGGGGACACUUUUUUUUUUUUUCCCCCUUAGGGGCUACAAAAUUUAAUACACUGAAAGAGACACACUAUUAGCAUUGCAUUCACAUAAAUGUGUAUAUAUAAAUAAAACUGGUUUCACUCUACCCAUGUUUUAUAUUUUUUUCCGUACAUUCUUUUGAAUGUCCAUGGAAUAAAAUAAAAUAUUACAUGCCACGAUUGUACCUUCUGCCAUCAUUUACACAUUUGAAUGUACAUGUAAAACGAAGCAAUGUGAUAACAUGAAAUCAAAAAUGACCUUAUAUGGUCAUGGGCAUUGUUUCGACUCAGGACAGCUGUCAUUUGCUGCUAUAGUCAAGCCACUAUUUGAUUCUGUACACAGCAGCGCUUCCCCUUCACGCAUUCACGGAGAGUAGGCUAAUGGUUGAGUGGCAGGAAUUUAUCCAAUGGUUGUUGCAAGCCUUUUGUAAUCGACCAAUUGGUGUGCGAGAAGGCAGCAAUUACAGAGAGGAGUUAAAGCAAUGCAAAUCUGCACAAACAUGAUGCAGUAUUAGACCAUAAGCACAUAACAAAAACUAGAAACUAAAGCCAAAUCCUGUACAUUUACUCAAAUUUAGGAAUCCUGGCCAGACGCUUUUUUAAGGUCUGAAAAAGAGGAUGUAUGGUCACUCUGUGGUAGCUAAACAAAGUUAGAGAUGGUUUCAGUAGGGUGUUUUUCUUUGAGGUGAUGUGUCAGACGCAUUACUUCUGUGGUAACUAAAUUAGGCUUUGUAAACUGUGAAGAUUAUUUUUGUUAUCUGCAAUGAUCCGUCUGGGCAUCUUUUUAAAGUGAAACUUUCCACCUAAAAUUCCUUCCUUGUCCUUAUCUAUUCUUUAGCUAGGAUGGUUUGGUGGUGCACGUCGUCCCAAGUCAUGGGUCAAAUGACACAGGAAGUAUAAAAAAAUUUUUUUUUAAAAACCUGAGCUGCUUUAAUUGUGUAAAUUUUUUUUAAUGUGUUAAAUAUUUCUAAUUAAUUGCAAAAAUUAACAUGAAUUUUGAAAACACUAAAAAUUAUAUUAUGAUAACAAUCAGACUAUUGCAUUUACAAAUUAUUUGGCAGGCACUGAUAAA